AUGAACUCGAUACUUUCGCGCUUUGAUCAGUCGGCGAGCUCGUCCUUUGGCGGCGACGCCAUGCACACAGGCUCCAGCUCGGCACACGACCAGAUGAUGGGAGCCCCAGGUCAAUUCGACCUCCCCAACAUGGACCCGGCCACGUUCCUGUCCCAGUACACCGACGUCGACUCCUCCAACCCGGCUGCGAAGAUCAAGCUUGCGCACGGUACCACCACGCUCGCCUUCCGCUUCAAGGGCGGCAUCAUCGUCUGCGUCGACUCGAGAGCCACCGCCGGAUCCUACAUCGCCUCAGGAACAGUAAAGAAGGUCAUCGAGAUCAAUCCGUAUCUGCUGGGAACCAUGGCUGGUGGUGCUGCCGACUGUCAAUACUGGGAGACCUAUUUGGGCAUCCAGUGCCGAUUGCACGAGCUGCGCAACAAGGAACGCAUCUCGGUCGCCGCUGCGAGCAAGUACCUGAGCAAUCUCGUGUACAGCUACAAGGGCAUGGGUCUGUCGAUGGGCACCAUGAUCUGCGGCUGGGACAAGACCGGUCCCGCGCUCUUCUACGUCGACUCGGACGGCACGCGUCUCAAGGGCGACGUCUUCAGUGUUGGAUCCGGUUCAACGUUUGCGUACGGUGUGCUCGACCAGGGGUACAAGUGGGAUUUUUCGGACGAAGAUGCGCAGGAGCUCGGACGACGCUCCAUCUAUGCUGCUGCUCACCGUGACGCCUAUUCGGGUAACACGGUCAACCUCUACCAUGUGCGCGAAAAUGGUUGGGAGUUCAUUGACAACUACGACGUCUCGAAGCUGCACUACGACGGACCAGGCGACAACGUGCCAGGCGCGCCAGGCGGAGGGUACGGCUGGGAGGUGCGAACCAAGGGUCUCUCGUCCAAGCUCGAGGCACAGCCAGGACAGAGCGUCAGUGGUCAGGGUGGACAAUUCGCAGACGAACAGCCGCUCGCUGCUCAGAUCAACCCUGAGCAAGCAUGA
Kalmanozyma brasiliensis GHG001 is the source of this 978-nucleotide messenger RNA. RefSeq names its product Proteasome, subunit alpha/beta. The transcript is spliced from 2 exons. Bases 1 to 978 code for a protein of 325 amino acids. Gene Ontology annotation, molecular function: threonine-type endopeptidase activity. Gene Ontology annotation, cellular component: proteasome core complex. NCBI's taxonomy places the organism in Eukaryota, Fungi, Basidiomycota, Ustilaginomycetes, Ustilaginales. The record is from RefSeq and is a predicted model, not a curated record.